AUUUUUGAGGACGUAUUUACAUAUUUAGAGCGUCAUUUUACUAUCUUGUCAAUAUAAUAGAACAUUUUUGGUUGCCCAUACAAGAGAUGAAGAGGCAAGGGGAAAGGGAAACAAGACCCAAAAUCUGUCUUCUCCAGCAGGUGUCUUCUCCAGCACGUUUAAAAAGCCGCUCACCAAGUGAAGAGUUUUGAGAUUAUGAAUGACGUCAUCAAGAAGGUACACAAGAAAGGAGAAUGGAAGGUGCUGGUCGUAGACAAGCUGAGCAUGAGGAUGAUGUCAUCCUGCUGUAAGAUGACAGAUAUCAUGUCAGAGGGCAUCACCAUUGUUGAAGACAUCGGAAAGAAACGGGAGCCUCUCCCUAGCAUGGAGGCCAUCUACUUAAUAACUCCCAAUGAUGAGACUGUGGAGGCACUCAUAGAUGACUUCAGAGACCCUCGGUCGCCCAGAUACAGAGGAGCUCACGUCUUCUUCACUGACACAAUCCCAGAUUCAUUGUUUAACUUGUUGACGAAAUCCCGCGCGUCCAAAGCCAUGAAGACCUUGACUGAGAUCCACAUCGCCUUUCUGCCCUAUGAGUCUCAGGUGUUUUCCCUGGACAAGACAGAUGCCUUCCAGGACUUCUACAGCCCCUACAAGGCUGACAUUAAGCACAACAUGUUGGAGCGCUGUGCUGAGCAGAUCGCCACUCUCUGCAAUACCCUGAAGGAAUACCCUGGCGUCAGAUACAGAGGGGAGUAUAAAGACUGUACCACUCUGGCUCAGCUCCUGCAGGACAAGCUGGACGGCUACAAGGCAGACAACCCCACCAUGGGAGAGGGUCCGGACAAGUCUCGCUCCCAGCUCUUGAUUCUGGACCGAGGCUUUGACCCGGUCUCUCCCAUCCUCCAUGAACUCACCCUCCAAGCUAUGGGCUAUGACCUGCUGGGCAUCGAGAACGACGUCUACAAGUAUGACACCAGCGGGAUGGGGGAGGUCAAGGAGAAGGCGGUGUUGCUGGAUGAGGACGAUGAUCUGUGGAUGAGUCUCAGACACAAGCAUAUUGCAGAAGUCACCACGGCUGUGACCCGUUCUCUGAAAGAAUUCUCAUCCACCAAAAAGAUGAACACAGGAGAGAAGACCACAAUGAAAGACUUGGCUCAGAUGCUGAAGAAGAUGCCCCAGUAUCAGAAAGAGCUGAGCAAGUACUCCACCCACCUCCACCUGGCUGAGGACUGUAUGAACCGCUAUCAGGGCACCGUGGACAAGCUGUGUCGUGUGGAGCAGGACCUAGCGAUGGGUACGGACGCAGAGGGGGAGAAGAUCAAGGACCCCAUGAGGGCCAUCGUGCCCGUCCUGCUGGACAAAGACGUCACUGUCUUCGACAAGAUUCGCAUCAUCCUCCUCUAUAUCUUCAUGAAGAACGGUGUUUCGGAGGAGAACCUGUGUAAGCUCCUCCAGCAUGCUAACAUCCCUCCCGAGGACAGUGACAUCAUCUCCAACAUGGCCCAUAUGGGCAUGCCCAUCAUCUCAGAGGGGAAUCCGACCCGCAAGGUGAAGAAGACUGACCGGAAGGAGAGAGUGAGUGAGCAGACCUACCAGCUGUCCCGAUGGACCCCUCUUAUCAAGGACAUCAUGGAGGAUGCCAUUGAGGACAAACUGGAUCCAAAGCAGUACCCCUACAUCUCCCAACGAACUGCCUCCACCCACUCCAGCGCGCCAUCAAGUGCCCGGUACGGAAACUGGCACAAGAACAAGGGCCCCACAGAGAUGAAGAAUGGUCCUCGGGUCAUCGUCUUCAUCAUCGGAGGCAUGACCUUUAGCGAGAUGCGCUGCGUCUACGAAGUCACACAGGCCAAUGGCAAAUGGGAGGCCAUCAUUGGCUCCACCCACAUGCUCACUCCCACCAAAUACCUAAAGGAGCUGCAGCACCCUGACUUCCUGGACCCCAACGCUGCCCCUGAGGAACCAGAGCCUGCCCCUGCAGAAUGAGAACACACACUGAAAAGAUCAACCAAUAUCUUCACCCCUACAAGCCUUCUUCAAACUCUCAAAGACUUGGAUAAACAAGCAGAGGUUUAAGCAGAACCUCCUGGCUGUAGCAGUCCCUCUCUUAACUAGCUAUCUGUCUCUUAACUAGCUAUCUGUCCCUCUCUUAACUAGCAGUCCCUCUCUUAACUAGCUGUCCCUCUCUUAACUAGCUAUCUGUCUCUUAACUAGCUAUCUGUCCCUCUCUUAACUAGCUAUCUGUCCCUCUCUUAACUAGCUGUCCCUCUCUUAACUAGCUGUCCCUAUCUUAACUAGCAGUCCCUCUCUUAACUAGCUAUCUGUCCCUCUCUUAACUAGCUAUCUGUCUCUUAACUAGCUAUCUGUCUCUUAACUAGCUAUAUGUCCCUCUCUUAACUAGCUAUCUGUCCCUCUCUUAACUAGCUAUCUGUCCCUCUCUUAACUAGCUGUCCCUCUAUUAACUAGCUAUAUGUCCCUCUCUUAACUAGCUAUCUGUCUCUUAACUAGCUAUAUGUCUCUUAACUAGCUAUAUGUCCCUCUCUUAACUAGCUAUCUGUCUCUUAACUAGCUAUAUGUCCCUCUCUUAACUAGCUAUCUGUCUCUUAACUAGCUAUCUGUCCCUCUCUUAACUAUCUGUCCUUCUCUUAAUUAGCUGUCCUUCUCUUAACUGGCUGUCCCUCUCUUAACUAGCUGUCUUCCUCUUAACUAGCUGUCUUCCUCUUAACUAGCUGUCCCUCUCUUAACUAGCUGUCCUUCUCUUAACUAGCUGUCCUUCUCUUAACUAACUCCCCUAACCUCCAAACUCCCUCAGCCGGCAUAUUCUACUCAGGACCGUCCAUACCAAACCCCUUCUACUCUACACAUAGAGCCAUUUUCUUUAUUGUCUUAUCUAUUUCAAAUAUAUCAAAGUCAUGUAUUCAGAUAGAAUUUCUUAAUAGCAUGAAAUAAGAUCAUUUAAAGCCAUACUACCAAAAAACAGGAUGCCAUUGUUGCACUUUCUUAAAAAGGAAGCCAAUCAUAGUGUAAGAUUCCAGUCUUUCCAACAGACCUUUCAAUACAUUUCAUAAAAGUAUUCAUAUAACAUUUAUUUAAAAAAAACAACUAGCUGAAUAUUGGAAUGAACUUGGAAAUACACUUGGAAUGUAUUUGAACACUGAAAUAACUGACUCAAAUACAUUCCCAAGCAUUUAACCAAGGUAUUUGAAAAGCCAGGUCUGUUUUUAGUGGUUUAGCAUGUAGCUUUUAUCUCAUUGCUUGUAAACGUUUCAGGAACAAUGAGCAAAAAUACAAAUAUUUUUGAAACUCACAAUUGUAUAAUUUGGACAUCAUCUUCAUCACCAACAUCAUCACCAUCUUCCUUGUAAUGCAAUCAGUAGUUUGUAGAAUAUAUGCCAUACUGUAUCAAUGUUUCUAUUCCUGGUGAAUAUUCUGACUUUGAAAAUGCCAAUGUGAAGCCACUCUGUACUACUGCUCAUGUAGCUGUAGCUAGCAGUACAUUUACAGUAUUUGGGCUGUAGCUAGCAGUACAGUUACAGUAGUUGGGCUGUAGCUAGCAGUACAGUUACAGUAGUUGGGCUGUAGCUAGCAGUACAGUUACAGUAGUUGAGCUGUAGCUAGCAGUACAGUUACAGUAGUUGGGUUGUAGCUAGCAGUACAGUUACAGUAGGUGGGCUGUAGCUAGCAGUACAGUUACAGUAGUUGGGCUGUAGCUAGCAGUACAGUUACAGUAGUUGGGCUGUAGCUAGCAGUACAGUUACAGUAGGUGGGCUGUAGCUAGCAGUACAGUUACAGUAGUUGGGCUGUAGCUAGCAGUACAGUUACAGUAGGUGGGCUGUAGCUAGCAGUACAGUUACAGUAGGUGGGCUGUAGCUAGCAGUACAGUUACAGUAGUUGGGCUGUAGCUAGCAGUACAGUUACAGUAGGUGGGCUGUAGCUAGCAGUACAGUUACAUUAGUUGGGCUGUAGCUAGCAGUACAGUUACAGUAGUUGGGCUGUAGCUAGCAGUACAGUAGUUGGGCUGUAGCUAGCAGUACAGUAGUUGGGCUGUAGCUAGCAGUACAGUUACAGUAGUUGGGCUGUAGCUAGCAGUACAGUUACAGUAGGUGGGCUGUAGCUAGCAGUACAGUUACAGUAGUUGGGCUGUAGCUAGCAGUACAGUUACAGUUGUUGGGCUGUAGCUAGCAGUACAGUUACAGUAGUUGGGCUGUAGCUAGCAGUACAGUUACAGUAGUUGGGCUGUAGCUAGCAGUACAGUUACAGUAGUUGGGCUGUAGCUAGCAGUACAGUUACAGUUGUUGGGCUGUAGCUAGCAGUACAGUUACAGUAGUUGGGCUGUAGCUAGCAGUACAGUUACAGUAGUUGGGCUGUAGCUAGCAGUACAGUUACAGUAGUUGGGCUGUAGCUAGCAGUACAGUUACAGUAGUUGGGCUGUAGCUAGCAGUACAGUUACAGUAGUUGGGCUGUAGCUAGCAGUACAGUUAUAGUAGUUGGGCUGUGAUGAUCAACCAUUGGAAAGUUAUUCCUCUUCAUUUAGUCUCUGUUCAGGAAUAGUAUGGAAUUGAUUUGAUUUGCUAUUUCCUCUUCCUGUCGAAGCUAUAGUCUCGUUUUUGUCCCACUUUCCAGUGCAGCGUUGACACUGUCAUGAUGCAAACUCAUUUGUUGGCGUUGUUGUUGUUACACUUGUUGUUGAUUUUGUUACUCUAUAGUAGGGUUAUCUAUUAUUUCUCAAGAUAUAUUAAUACCAGUGUAUUUGAUCAGAAUUCUAUGCUUGGAAGUAAUUUAUCCCAAACAAUACACGUUCACGUACUAAAGCUCUAAUAAAGUUGCUUCAAAGAAAA
Oncorhynchus nerka (sockeye salmon) is the source of this 4820-nucleotide messenger RNA. RefSeq names its product syntaxin-binding protein 1-like. Gene Ontology annotation, biological process: intracellular protein transport; neurotransmitter secretion; vesicle-mediated transport. Gene Ontology annotation, molecular function: syntaxin-1 binding. The coding region runs from base 196 to 1968 and encodes 590 amino acids. The record is from RefSeq and is a predicted model, not a curated record. The transcript has 20 exons. Lineage: Eukaryota; Metazoa; Chordata; Actinopteri; Salmoniformes; Salmonidae. Gene Ontology annotation, cellular component: plasma membrane; secretory granule.